AUGUACAUGGGGCGUAUACUUCUUGUGUGCUUACUGGGAUACACAGUCUCCGUUGAGGCGGCAAAAUGUAAGGCAGCUCCCAAAUCUGUCCAGAAUGUACACAUCUGCUGUUCAGCUCCCAUGCCCAACUGGGGAGUUUACAAUCGAGAAUGUGCCGCGUCAGGAUCGCAGGCUAGUUGUCGACUUUCCUGCAUUUUCAAUGUGAGCUCAGCUCUGCAGGGAACCUCCCUGAUUCAUGCCAAAAUUCGACCCAUGUUGGAACGAGCUUUCACCAGCGAUGUAACCAUUGACAUAUACGAGUCAAACUUCGCCAAAUGCUCGGCGGUGGUCAGGAGCAAGUACCAGGAACUGGGCCAAGUAAGUCGACAGAGUAAUGCCUGCGAUAGACACGCCCUCUUCUACAGCCUCUGCGCCUACGCCCGCUUGAUAUUCACCUGCCCAGAGAAAAUGUGGCAGCGCAGUAAUCGAAUGUGCCAGGAGGCUAAAUCGUAUGCCAAAAACUGCCCCUGGCCAGCUCUAAAAAUGUUCAUGAGAAAUACCUAG
Molecule: messenger RNA, 543 nt
Organism: Drosophila bipectinata
Lineage: Eukaryota; Metazoa; Arthropoda; Insecta; Diptera; Drosophilidae
Gene: Obp50a
Product: Odorant-binding protein 50a
Source: RefSeq, a predicted model, not a curated record